Molecule: messenger RNA, 2280 nt
Organism: Aureobasidium melanogenum CBS 110374
Lineage: Eukaryota; Fungi; Ascomycota; Dothideomycetes; Dothideales; Saccotheciaceae
Product: HEC/Ndc80p family protein-like protein
Exons: 3
Coding region: 1-2280 (759 amino acids)
Biological process (GO): attachment of mitotic spindle microtubules to kinetochore
Cellular component (GO): Ndc80 complex
Source: RefSeq, a predicted model, not a curated record
AUGUCGCAAGACCAGGGCAUCUUUUCUGUGCGCCGCCCUCGCGAGACACUCGGCCCAAUCAAUCACAAUGCAUCCGCGAUCCCUAUGCCCGCCUCGGCCAUGAAGCGCCAAAGUUCCUUCGGCCUCGGCCAGAUGCAAUCUGCCUCACAUGCUCGCUCGACGUCUGGUUCUCGCAUGUCUCUGGCACCGGGAUUUCCUAGGCAGCCUGACUUCCAACGCGCAUCUUCUGGCACCAACCUCGCUGAUCUUGGUCUUUCCACCGUGAAACGCCCCUCGACCCAGAACAUGUUCAACAGUACUGGAGGUAGAAAGAGCUAUGCGCCAGUCAGCAGCACUCCGGCUCCUGCUCUUCAGCUGGGCGACAGCUCUCAGCGUCGCAGCAGUGUAUACAGUGCCCGUCCUUCAGCUGCUUUUGGCGGUCCUAUGGGUCACCAAUCCUUCUUCGCGACUGCCCCUCCUUCGAACCAGCCGCCCCAGGAUCCUCGCAGGCUACGCGACCCAAACACUCGUAACCAGAUGGGAACUGAACUUAUGGAAUUCCUUACCCAGCGCAAUUUCGAGAUGGAAAUGAAGCACACCUUGACUCACAAGACCAUGACAUCCCCUACUCAGAAGGACUUCAACAUGAUGUUCCAAUUCCUCUACCAUUGUAUCGAUCCCGCAUACCGCUUCCAGAAAAACAUCGAUCAGGAAGUCCCUCCGCUGUUGAAGCAACUUCGCUACCCUUACGAGAGAAACAUCACAAAAUCACAACUUGCCGCUGUCGGAGGUAACAAUUGGUUCACUUUCCUCGGUAUGCUACACUGGAUGAUGCAGCUUGCAAAGAUGAUGGAGCACUUCAGCGUUGGCACCUAUGACGAGGCUUGUAUCGAAUCUGGGCACGACGUUUCGGCUGAUCGCAUUACCUUCGAGUUUUUGAGUGAUGCCUACCGUACCUGGUUGUCCGUCGACGAUGACGAUGAUGAGGAUGACGAAGAGGCCAUUCAAAGGCUGAUUCAACCUCAUGUUGAUGCUAUGGCAGCCAAAUUCGAGGCUUCUAACCAACAAAAUCUCGAGCAGGUCAAGGCUUUAGAAGCAGAGAGCAAGCAACUCCAGGAGCAAAUUGACGAACUCGGCAAGACUGCUCCUCGUCUGGCAAAGCUUGACGAGCAAAACAAGAUCCUCGAAGAAGACAGAGUCAAGUUUGAGAAUUACAACAACAGUAUCGACAAGAAGGUUGAGAAGUACGAAGAUCGUUUGCGUAUGCUGGAGAGUGAAAUGCAGCGUCUUGAUCAGGAACUUGCGGACGCAGAGCAAGAACGCAACAGUUUGCAAGAAAUGGUCGACCGACAAGGCAUCACUGUGCAGGAUAUCGACCGCAUGACAGCCGAACGCAAACGACUUCAGACUGGUGUCGAAAGUACAAACUUGCGACUUGAGGAGACUCGUGAUGCGGUUGCCAAGAAGGAAGCAGAAGCAGCUCAAAGGCUUGAAGAGCUUGAAGCUGUGGUUUCCAAGUACAACCGCAUGGCAUACGAAAUUGGUGUAAUCCCACCAGACGCACCGAACGCUCACGGUCAAGAGUAUGAACUGAUUCUCACAACCAACGAGGGGCCUGCAUUUGGAUCAUCACAGAUGGGCGAGCAACCACAAGACUCUGAUCGCCUGCUAGCGGAGACAGGGACUGGAUACCAACCGCAUCACUUACUAAACCUGGACGUCCGAGGCAGCCUCAAGAGCAACAUGAUCAACCUUAGAAAAGAAAUCAGCGAACGAAGAAACAAUGCUCUCGAGGUUGAUAUGAACAACCAAGAUCUGCUCGACAAGAUCAAGGAGGCCAUUGGAGACAAGAAGGCCGAGACAGAGACACUGGAGCAUCGCGUACGCGCUGCAGAGGACGAGUUCGAGAAGACAAAAGAGAUCACAAACUCGCAAAAGAUGGCUUCGGAUGCGCAAAUCGAAAAGAUGGAAAAGGAACUCGCCAGAAUGCGUGCUGGACUUACGGAAUCAGUUCAACUGAUGGAGCAGCGCGAGAUGAAUACCAAUCUCGAAUACGAGCAGUUGACAGUAGCAUCUUCAGCGCUCCGCGAAGAGCUUCACACGGAGCUUGAGCGUAUGCUGAACGACAUUAUCAAGUUCAAGGUACACAUUCAGGGCAGUCUCGAAGGCUACGAAGAAUUUGUGGCUCAAGAGGUCGAAAGAGAAUGUGAGGAGCAGGAAAGAGAGGAGAUGGGUGCUGAUGAUGAAAAGUACGGCGAAGAUCUCGAAACAAAGGUGGAAGAGAUGGACCUCGACGAGUAG